This is a messenger RNA of Scutellospora calospora, 1622 nucleotides long. The record is from the annotation of a GenBank genome assembly. Lineage: Eukaryota; Fungi; Glomeromycota; Glomeromycetes; Diversisporales; Gigasporaceae.
AUGACCGGAUAUUUUUAUGAAACAUCUCACGAAGAUUGGUCUCUUGAUGGUUUGGCUGAGUGGUGUGCCAUUAAUAUUUCAUGCGAUAAGAAAAAGCUCUUGGAUAGCAUGAAAAAGGCUAUUCAGGACGCGAGUAAUGCUCCUAUCUCUGAGGCUUCCAGACUAAUAGCUAAUUCUAUGCAUGCAAAACUAGAGGAAAAUUUGAGAGAAAUAAAAGAGAAAGAAGCUAUUCAACUGGCACAGAUGAAAAGUCACGAAACUGUACAGCUUGCGGAAAUAAAGUCAAAAAAUUUGCAAGAACAUACCGUUACAGUAGUGAAUUUUCAUAAGAACAUUGCUAAUGAUCUCACGACUGCUGAUCGUAAACGAAAAGAAAGUACAUCAAAUAAAUAUGAGGAACUGACACUAGCUGAAGGCUUUAAGAGACGUACAUGCGGUUAUGAUUCUGGUGGUGAAAGCGAAGAAAAAGGUGAAACUGAAAAAGUUGACGAUGAUUCGGAUGACUGGGGAGAAAUUAUUAAUUUUGAAGAUUUUUCUUUUGAUGAGUGGAUUGACACGUGUAGUGAGAAGAGAUGGUGCUUGAAUAACGGCGAAAAAAUCAGAGAUACUUUAAUAAAAAUUACACGUCAGAAAAUUGAAGAGGCAAAUCAAUUAGCAAAAGUAGAUGGAAAAUUUAUGAGCGUUAUAAGGCUUGGCCUUUCAUCUAUUAUUGAUUUGUCAUCAGAGUUUGACGGAGGAAUGCAUACAUGGUUUGGAGAUGAGUGGGAAGGCUUGAAAACGAAGGCUUCAGAGAAAAUAUGUUUCGAAGUAAAAAAAUUCGAAGGAAACAUUUUAUCUGAUAUCAUUAAGAUAGAAGAGUUAUGUGCUUCGUAUCGCUAUUGGGAUGCACGUUCCUUUCUAUUGGAUAAAUUAAAGGAAAGGCCUGAUGAUGAUAAACACCAAAAUCCAUAUUCUUUUAUUAAUAAGAAAGGUGAAAAAAAGAAUUUGACAGAAAUUGAAUAUAUUACGAAAGUAUCGGGUCCUAUAUUGGAUAUAAUUUUUUCAAAUAACUAUGACAUACUCUAUCUUAGAUGGGGUGAGACAAUUCCUAGGCCUACUGUGAACCGAAAGAUAUAUUUAAGGGUAUUGUCUAUUGACAAUAAUGUAGAUUUGUCACAUUCUGAAUUUGCACGUAAAGCAACACCAGUAAAAGUAAUCAAAGAUCGCAGUAAAUGCAUAAGAACUAAUAAAUGUAUAUUGGAUACUUAUCUCAUGCAUAACCUUCCUGAAGAGGCUAUUGAAAAUUCUACCUUUUAUGGAUUACAAUCAGCUGGACUUGAAGGACAAAUUUUCGGAAUUGAUUUACUUGACGAUGGCUUGUAUUUCAGUUUAGAAGGACCAGCAUAUAGGUUUCCCGCACAAUUAAAUGACAUUAAUGUGUUAAGAAAUUCACUUGAAGUUUUAUAUUUUUUUAAGGAAAAUGCAAUUAAUAAAGCUAAACAUCUGUCCCACAAUAAUAAUAUUAUUGCGAAGAUACUUCAUUCAGGAAAAACGACUACAAAGCCUGAACAUCGGAAGAUCAAUUUUAUUAAGAAAACAUAUUUUACGCCAAAAGAAUCUAUAUCUAAUGAAAUCAAAACUAU